AUGCUUAUUCUCAGGAUUGAAGAUUGUAGGAUUGCAUUUGUAGGGAAAUAUCUGCGGAACAUUCUGUGGAAUAUUCAACGAGUUACAAGUGACCGACACUGUGACGACGAGCGUGCCUUCGACUAUAUGUAUAAAACUUUCUCCAACGUAAUUAUCGACGAUCCGGAUCUAGUCUAUGCAGAAUUUCUCCGGCAUUCACAAUGCUACGAAACAAUGUCCUCAAACAACAAAGUUGUCGUGUUCACCGACGAUUUGUCAGUACGAAAGGCGUUCUACGGACUUCUAUAUAAUUCUACCCGUACAGGGCUGAUUGCCGAUUCUACGACUAUGCAAGUGACUGGAGUUCUAUCAAUCACUGAUUUUACAAUGGUACUAAUGAUGUUGUGGAAAUUUCGCGAAAAUAGCGAAGCGAUGAAAGGAACUUCUUUAAGUUAUAGUGAAUUGGAGGCAGUGGAUAUAUUUGAUGUGAAAAUCAGUCGGUGGAAAGGUAAUGAUGAACUUUAUCGUUUUUCGCUUAUUUACCAAUUUCAAUCUGUAUAUCGUGCUGUUGAAUUGCUUACUAAGCAUCGUAUCCAUCGAUUACCAGUGCUGGAUCGACGGACAGGAAAUUGCACGUUCAUACUGACACAUCGGAGGAUUUUGCACUAUUUAUGGAAACACGCAACCCACGAUAUGACACUGAUGCAAGUCUUAGAUAUGAUUAUAGAUAAUGGUAUUAGCGGCGUUCCUAUUGUUGAGGCAUCAACAAUGAAAGUAGUUGACGUCUACACACGAUUCGAUGCAGUCGCAGCGGCGUUCUCAACAACAAUCGACAUGUCUGUGUCGAUGUCGGAAGCAAUUCGCCAGCGACAGAAGGUUUAUGGAGACCGUGACGGAGUCAUUACAGCUCCAGAGGACGUGAGGAUGUUGGACCUAGUGGAGACGUUCGUUGAGAAAAACGUGCAUCGUAUUUUCCUCGUUGACAAUUGCUUACGAUUAAAGGUGAGAUUGUAA
This is a messenger RNA of Angiostrongylus costaricensis, 993 nucleotides long. NCBI's taxonomy places the organism in Eukaryota, Metazoa, Nematoda, Chromadorea, Rhabditida, Metastrongylidae. The record is from the annotation of a GenBank genome assembly.